Molecule: messenger RNA, 1148 nt
Organism: Fundulus heteroclitus (mummichog)
Lineage: Eukaryota; Metazoa; Chordata; Actinopteri; Cyprinodontiformes; Fundulidae
Exons: 5
Coding region: 695-1054 (119 amino acids)
Source: RefSeq, a predicted model, not a curated record
AUGUACAAAGAUUUUUCGUUUUUUUUUUUUUUAUUCUGGGAUCAUAAGGAUUUGAAGGAUAUAUAUUAGGAUCCAAUAGAUGGCAGUAAUGCAACAACUAUGGAUGCAAGCUGUCGUUAAAUCCUAAAGAAGAAGAAAAAGAAGAAGAAGAAGAAGAAGACGAAGACGAAGACUUUACUGUGUUUGGAUUUUACUGGUAUGCCGGACAACGUCUCGCGUUCAACUCCUCUAGGACGCGAUCCACAACUUUCAGCCAGUCCGCAGACUGACGAGAAGAAACUGCUGAUUGCUAUCAGUGGACCGUCUCGUCAGCUUACUCAACAUACUGCCGACAUGAAUGAGAGGUUCACUCAACUGCAGAAUUCGGUAAACUCCAGGUUGCUGUCCAUAGAGGACAAGAUGGCGGCUCUGCAGUCGAAGAACUGUGCUGGAGAGACUAACUCCAUCAAGAGAAGACGGAUGCACAAAAGCUUGCGUACGCCGUCUUCACAACUCGGAGACAAAUUGCAGGCGCUAUGAACCGGCGCAAGGACUAAGCACGCCUCAUAAUGAGGCAGUUACCUCCUAUCUGCUCGGAGCAAUAACUGCAAGCCUCGAUUUACACUAUAUUGAUAAAGACGACAUUGUGUCCGCCUGUAAGACGUAUUACGAGACGGUACGCAGGAGCUUCAGAUAUACGCAGCCAGAGAACUCAAUGCAGGCGGAAGCUGCCAAGAAUUCAGCUCGGAGUCGAGCGAGAAGAAAGAGGCUGCAGGAAUCGAGGCAGAGCGUGCUAGCUGAUGAGGAAGUGGAACUCUGGAUGUCCGCCACCGUCGACCUCAUGUCUGACGAGGAAGAUGGCGUCGUUGGCGGGGUCUCUGGAUGGAUUGUACCGCCGUCAUUUCGUAGGCCGGAUCUCUCUGAACUCUGUGUGAAGCUGCAGUCCCGGUUAGAGGCGACGCCGAAGUACAGAGACACGCACAGUAGGCGUCUGCACAUCGGACCUCCCUCGGAAAGAACGCCGCCAGCAGUUGCCUACAACCCCGAGGAGGCAAACGGACAGUUCACGGGGUAGUAGUUUUUUGGAUACGCAUGUGUGGGAAGAUCCUCGCGUUGUAUAUAGUUGUGUGUGUGUUUUUUUAAUAAAGCUCUUUCUUUGCAUAAACAUC